AUGGUAGACUUUCUCAUGUCAGAGGUGAAUGAAGAAAAAACAUCUGGAGACUUUAGAGAAAUGGGAAUGAGGCUGGCUCAAGAAGUGACUUCUUUCGUAAAAAAGAAAAUGGAUAAAAUUUCAAGAUCUGGAGGGUUAAGAACUCUUAAGCUCAGCUUUGUUGGUCAUUCCAUUGGAAAUGUCAUCAUAAGAACUGCAUUGACAGAGAGCAUCAUGGAACCGUUCCUUAGGUACCUGUAUACCUAUGUUUCUGUUUCUGGUCCACAUUUAGGUUAUCUGUACAGUUCAAACUCUUUGUUCAACUCUGGGCUGUGGCUCUUGAAAAAACUCAAGGGCACUCAGUGCAUUCAUCAGCUUACUUUGACUGAUGCUCCAAAUUUGGAAAACACUUUCUUCUACAAACUAUGCAAGCAAAAGACAUUGGAGAAUUUCAAGAAUAUAAUUCUGUUGGCUUCACCCCAGGUAUCUCCUAUGCAGGCUUCUCUUCAAACUACACCUCUGUGGUUCUUGCAACUUUUCUGACAUAUCACAUAUGAUUGCAUUCUCUAAUGUCAAAAAUUUUCUUCUAUAACAAUGAUGGAGUUGUUACGAGACGAAAAUGAGACAAUUUGGAAUUCUGAUUUUAGCAUUUUUUAUUGAUUUUAUAUGUUCUUGAAGAUACAUGAAAGUU
Molecule: messenger RNA, 670 nt
Organism: Ilex paraguariensis (yerba mate)
Lineage: Eukaryota; Viridiplantae; Streptophyta; Magnoliopsida; Aquifoliales; Aquifoliaceae
Source: the annotation of a GenBank genome assembly